Paraphaeosphaeria sporulosa is the source of this 987-nucleotide messenger RNA. Its product is annotated as malate dehydrogenase. Bases 1 to 987 code for a protein of 328 amino acids. NCBI's taxonomy places the organism in Eukaryota, Fungi, Ascomycota, Dothideomycetes, Pleosporales, Didymosphaeriaceae. Gene Ontology annotation, biological process: malate metabolic process; tricarboxylic acid cycle. Gene Ontology annotation, molecular function: L-malate dehydrogenase (NAD+) activity. Gene Ontology annotation, cellular component: cytoplasm. The transcript is spliced from 4 exons. The record is from RefSeq and is a predicted model, not a curated record.
AUGACCAAAGUUGCUGUCCUCGGAGCCUCGGGCCAAAUUGGCCAGCCAUUAAGUCUCCUCCUCAAAUCGAGCCCUUUGGUUACUGAGCUUCGACUUUACGAUGUCGUCCACGCAAUUGGUGUCGCCACCGAUCUUAAUCACAUUGACACUCGCGCCAAAGUGUCAGGCUACUUGCCCGCGGACAAUGGCCUCGAGAAAACACUUACGGGAGCGGAACUCGUCAUCAUCCCCGCCGGAAUCGCGCGGAAACCUGGCAUGACGCGCGAUGAUCUGUUCAAGACCAACGCGAACGUAAUUGCCGAUCUCCUCUCAGGAGUAGCAAAGUUCUGCCCGACGGCAUUCGUGGCCAUAAUCACGAACCCCGUAAACAGUACCGUGCCCAUCGCAGUUGAGGUGCUCAAGAAGGCGGGCGUGUUCAAUCCACGCAAGAUAUUCGGCGUCACAACGCUAGACGUCGUUCGUGCAUCUACAUUCGUCGCACAUGUCCUCGGAGAGCAAGAUCCGCAGAAGUUCAAAGUCCCCGUGGUGGGUGGUCAUUCGGGGGCUACCAUUCUGCCUUUGUUCAGUCAAAGCCAGCCAUCCGUCGAACUAUCUAAGGAGCAGCUUGACGCUAUUACAUAUCGUGUGCAAUUCGGUGGUGAUGAGAUCGUCAAGUCGAAAGCGGGUGCAGGAUCAGCCACGACGUGCAUGGCCUAUGCGGGCUUCCGGUUCGCUCAAGCCAUAAUCAAGGCAUCCAAGGGUGAGACUGGUAUUGUAGAGCCUGCAUAUGUCUACCUCCCUGGCGUUUCGGGUGGAGAAGAGGUUGCGAAGAAACUUGGCAUUGAUUACUUUGCCGUGCCCAUUGAAUUCGGCGCGGAAGGCGCAACCAAAGCGUUCGAUAUCGGGAAGCUGUCGGCGUACGAAGAAGACUUGCUGAAGACGGCAGUGCAAGAGCUCAAGGGCAAUAUUUCCAAGGGCGAAGACCACGUCAGGGUAGCGACUCCGUAG